This is a messenger RNA of Angiostrongylus costaricensis, 411 nucleotides long. The record is from the annotation of a GenBank genome assembly. Lineage: Eukaryota; Metazoa; Nematoda; Chromadorea; Rhabditida; Metastrongylidae.
AUGGUAUCUAAGAAAUUCGUGGUCUACUAUUUCAUAGCAACACAUUCCAGUUCAAAAUGCAACUUUAUUGGGCGCAUCAUUGGCCCAGCAGGAAUGAGCGUCAAGCAGCUGGAAUCAGACACCGGCUGUCAUAUUCUAAUUCGAGGAAGAGGGAGUGUGAAAGACCCUCGCAAGGAGCAAAGACUUCGUGGCCAACCAGGUUGGGACCACCUUGAAGAACCACUACAUGUUCUCGUCACCGCCGUGGACAACAAUCAAACAGUGUGCCAACAGAAACUACGACAGGGUGUGGAAAGUGUUCGCCAGCUCCUAACCCCAGCUCAUGACGAUUACAAACGUUGUCAACUGAUGCAGCUCGCAAUAAUUAACGGGACCUAUCGCCAAGCACAAGAAACAAGCACAAACGAAUAA